Messenger RNA from Closterium sp. Naga37s-1, 546 nucleotides. NCBI's taxonomy places the organism in Eukaryota, Viridiplantae, Streptophyta, Zygnematophyceae, Desmidiales, Closteriaceae. The record is from the annotation of a GenBank genome assembly.
AUGCUUAGAGUGGUUCAAAACACACCUGGUGGUGAGACCAACCUCUGCUUGAACACACCUGGUGAGGCCAACCUCUGUCUGAACACACCUGGUGAGGCCAACCUCUGUCUGAACACACCUGGUGAGGCCAACCUCUGUCUGAACACACCUGGUGAGGCCAACCUCUGUCUGAACACACCUGGUGAGGCCAACCUCUGUCUGAACACACCUGGUGAGGCCAACCUCUGUCUGAACACACCUGGUGAGGCCAACCUCUGUCUGAACACACCUGGUGAGGCCAACCUCUGUCUGAACACACCUGGUGAGGCCAACCUCUGUCUGAACACACCUGGUGAGGCCAACUUCUGUCUGAACACACCUGGUGAGGCCAACCUCUGUCUGAACACACCUGGUGAGGCCAACCUCUGUCUGAACACACCUGGUGAGGCCAACCUCUGUCUGAACACACCUGGUGAGGCCAACCUCUGUGAGGCCAACCUCUGUCUGAACACACCUGGUGAGGCCAACCUCUGUCUGAACACACAGGUGAGGCCAACCUCUGUCUGA